This is a messenger RNA of Microstroma glucosiphilum, 2175 nucleotides long. RefSeq lists its product as hypothetical. Gene Ontology annotation, cellular component: P-body; nucleus; CCR4-NOT core complex. The record is from RefSeq and is a predicted model, not a curated record. The coding region runs from base 1 to 2175 and encodes 724 amino acids. Gene Ontology annotation, biological process: nuclear-transcribed mRNA poly(A) tail shortening; regulation of DNA-templated transcription. NCBI's taxonomy places the organism in Eukaryota, Fungi, Basidiomycota, Exobasidiomycetes, Microstromatales, Microstromataceae. The transcript is spliced from 5 exons.
AUGGCCGCGCGGAAGCUACAAACCGAGAUCGAUCGGACGUUGAAGAAGGUAGCGGAGGGAGUGGAGCAAUUCGAGCAGCUGUACGAGAAGAUGCAGAACUCGACGAAUCAGACACAAAAGGAGAAGAUGGAGGCGGAUCUCAAGACGCAGAUCAAGAAGCUGCAGAGGCUGAGAGACCAGAUCAAGACGUGGCAACAGGCCAAUGAGAUCAAAGACAAGAAGGCGUUGAAUGAUGGGAGGAAAGCAAUAGAAACGCAAAUGGAGCGCUUCAAGGCUACAGAAAAGGAGAUGAAGACCAAAGCUUUCUCGAAAGAGGGUCUGAUAGCAGCCGCAAGGCUGGAUCCGGCAGAGAAGGCAAAGGUGGAAAUGGCUGCCUGGAUCUCGUCACAAGUGGAUGAGCUUGGCCGGCAGAUCGAAGCCAGUGAAGCUGAAAUCGAGCAAGUGCAAGCCGGUACGGGCAAGAAGAAGAAGGGAGCUGGAGCCUCAGCCGAGAAGACUGCUGGGCUGGAGCAGCUGAAUGAGAGGAGAUCAUGGCAUGUGGGCCGUCUAGAGAUCCUGCAUCGGAUGCUCGAGAACGGCACCCUGGAGCCUGAUCGCGUGGGGGAGAUCAAGGACGACAUCACCUACUUUGUCGAUUCGAAUGCAGAAGACGAGUUCGAGGAAGACGAGGGUAUCUACGAUGACUUCGAUCUGGACGAGCAAGAGGAAGCAUUUGGUCUCAAGGGCGACGAUGAGACUCAAGACGAUGAUGAUGAGGCGUCAGCUGCAGACGAAUCUUCAGUCUCUGCCGCGCCGGCCAAGACGCCUGUCAAGGAGACACCGAAACGUCGCGAGAGCGAUCUUGACGCGGGCAAGAAAGAUGAGAAGAAGGCGAUCCCAUCUGUUGCCACUCGCAAAGCUUCUGACGCUGCAAGAGGUGGAGCAAGUGGAUCUGCGGGCCCAUCCGACCCGAAAGCUGUGCCACCGGCAAAUUUCGCUGCUGCAAAACAACCAUCCUCUUCGCCAACUCACACGACUUCACCGACAAAGCCAACAGCACCGGCAGCUGCAACACUACCGCCGAUACGAUACGCUGCCGCCGCCGCUGCAGCUGUUGGGUCAAGCUCGGCAGCUCCGCCAGCUGCGCCUGCAAUCAGCCCGGCAGCUCCAUCGUCAGCAACACCAGCAGCAGCGCCACCGUCAACGGCAGCAGCAACAGCACCCUCAGAAGUGGCUGUGUCUCCGUCACCUGCUUCUUCAGCGCCCACAGCACCAUCGGAUCCAGCAGCGACAGCGUCUCCGGCACCCAGUCAUGCUCCUAGCCAAGUGACGAGUAUGUCAGGAGAAGAUGCCAUCUCCUCGUCGGGGCCAUCUGCACCGCCUGGUCUGAUGAGAACGCAGAGUCCGAACGUCAAUGGUAGCUCGAAGCCGAGCCCCAGUCUGACGCAUUCGAGUCUGAGGGGACAGAGCACUGCCCAAGAGAGCCCAGUACCCGAGAAUGCUGGAGCUCCUGGCUCGCGUGCAGAUGGGUCUUCCUCGUCUGCUCAACAGUUCGGUCAAUUGGCCAGUCCAGCCACACAGACCGCUGCGCCACAGGCCCCCUUCGCAGCUGCUUCGCUCGCGGGAACAUCCGGGGCAGCAGCAGCUGUGCAACCCUCGGGAGGCGCCGCUUCUGCCCAGAAGCCUUCGGAGGCUCGUCUGCCCUCGAGUCUAGCAGACUUGGUGACCAGCUUCGAGAGUGCCAAGAUGAAGUCGCUGCAUCGGGAUGAGAAUAUGCCGACGCUGCACAAGUCUCUGGAGGCGUCCUUCAUGAAUGUGCCAGAGCCUCUGGACUCGGAGAAGCCCAAGUACUAUAUUCCCAAGAACCCCUUUGCGACUCCGGGCUACUACCCUCAGGCGCCAGCACCCAUCUUCGACAACCCAUCGAUGUACUCGAAGCUUGACGAAGACACUCUCUUCUACAUCUUCUACUACCAGCAAGGGACAUAUCAUCAGUUCCUGGCUGCACGAGAGUUGAAGAAGCAGAGCUGGAGGUUUCACAAGCAGUUCUUGACUUGGUUUAGGAGACAUAGCGAGCCACAGUCCAUCACGGAUGACUAUGAGCAAGGCGUGUAUGUGUACUUUGACUGGGAAGGGUCCUGGGCACAGAGGAAGAAGUCGGACUUCCGCUUCGAGUACCGCUGGCUGGAGGACUGA